Messenger RNA from Spodoptera frugiperda (fall armyworm), 744 nucleotides. RefSeq lists its product as uncharacterized. The record is from RefSeq and is a predicted model, not a curated record. The transcript has 4 exons. The coding region runs from base 83 to 586 and encodes 167 amino acids. NCBI's taxonomy places the organism in Eukaryota, Metazoa, Arthropoda, Insecta, Lepidoptera, Noctuidae.
UCAAAUCAGGGUGGUUGAGAAAUGUAUGAGUGAAUUUUUAGACAUUAUACAUGUAUUGUAUGAAAGAUAAAAUUAUUGAAGAAUGUUCUUCCAAAAAAUAGCUCCUAAGUCGUUUUUAGGAAAAUUCACAUUGCAGAAAGGUUCACUGAUUGUCGGUUCUAUUACGUUGAUCAUUAGUGUAAUCUGUGUGAUAAGCAUUGCGGUGGAGAUCCUCUACUACAAGGAGUGCAAGGGAUGCACCUCGCUGGUGAUGCACAAUGCAUACAGCUUCAGUAUCAACGCCGCCAUCUACUGCCUAUUCAUGUUCUUCGUCAACCUCUGGUUUAUUUGGGGGGUUAGAAAUCACAAAUCAUCAGUGGUGCUGAGCUGGGUGGUGGUGACGGGGUUAUGGUGGGGCCAGUCCUUGGUGCUGGUGUUCGUGCUGCUGUGCAUGUACAUCACGGACACCAGCCUCGGCUGGAUGAUCGCCCUCGCCGGGGCUCUAUUAGCUUACGUGAUAAUGGCUUACUUCAUAUUAGUCGCAUAUGGCUACUGGCUUACAAUUAGAAAAAUAACUGUCGUGCCACCUGUUACAACUGUGGAAUAGAAAAUAUACGAAAAUUGAAGCAAAAAGGACUGAAGAUAAUGAAAUAUGCCUGAAGAUGUUAAUGUAUCAUUAUUUAAUUUAAUUUAUGCUAAUGCCAAUACUUAAAAAUGAUUGAAUGGUAGGUACGAAAAGUUUUUUCAAUUACCUCUAUUCAGGAA